CUCCCUCAAUCAUCAUGGCCACCAAUGACUUUCUCACCAUGGAGACAGGUGUUCUCCCUGACCACCGAUCAGCUCAGUGGUUUGUUGCUGUGAUGUUACCUAACCAUGGUGUCACCACUGGAGGACUAAGAGAUUUGGGUUCAUUUGAGAUGGUGAUCUCAGAGCUGCCACUCUUGGGGUCUUGAUCCUGCAGGCUGGGGGUUUUAAAUACAAGCUGGGCUACAGCUUCUCAGAACAUGGCGCCAGCGCCGGAGUAGGAAUCAACAAAGUCAUCACUAGAGAAGAUGAAGAGAUUUACCACAAACCUGGAACAUGGCAGAGCCAAGGUGGCCAGCCUAGAGAUGUCCCUCACUGAAGAACACUGAGAGAGGGAGAUGGAGAGGAGACAGGAGAAUAAAAAGGCAGAGAAAGAGAGAUGCAGAGAAUUGUAGAAUUGUUCAACUCCUUCCAAAGAAGCUGAGAGACGACUGAAGUUCAGAGACAACUAUGUUAAUGUGCUGGAGCAGAAUGGCAGUCAGUUGUGGACAGCCUGGCAUGUUGAGGAGGCAUAUUGUGGACAGCCUGGUGUGUUUGCCUGUUGAAACCCAUUCAGUGUCAUGGGGAAGCAGAACAGCAAGCUUCGUCCUGAGGUCAUCCAGGACCUGGUGGAGAGCACAGAGUUCACUGAGCAUGAGAUCCAGGAGUGGUACAAGGGCUUUCUGAGGGACUGCCCAAGCGGAGCGCUCUCCAUGGAUGAGUUCAAGAAGAUCUACGGCAAUUUCUUCCCGUAUGGAGACGCAUCCAAGUUUGCUGAGCAUGUCUUCCGGACCUUCGAUGCCAAUGGAGAUGGGACAAUAGACUUCAGGGAGUUCAUUAUAGCACUGAGCAUUACAUCUCGUGGGCGGCUGGACCAGAAACUCAAGUGGGCCUUCAGCAUGUAUGACCUGGACGGCAAUGGUUACAUUAGCAAGGCUGAAAUGCUGGAGAUCGUGCAGGCCAUCUAUAAGAUGGUGUCCUCUGUCAUGAAGAUGCCAGAGGACGAAUCCACGCCUGAGAAACGCACAGAGAAGAUCUUCCGGCAGAUGGAUACAAAUCGUGAUGGUAAGCUGUCACUGGAGGAGUUUGUGGAAGGAGCAAAGAAUGACCCAUCCAUAGUGCGACUCCUGCAGUGCGAUCCCAGCAGCGCUGGCCAGUAAAGGAGAAUGGUGCCCCCUGCUGUCAUGACCUUGUUAAAACAGGUUUCGCCUUUUAAGUUCACAUCAGAUCAGCUCCCCAAUCCUCAGAGGCAAAACCUCUGACCAUUCUGGGGAACAGGUCUGGUGCUUUAAUGACUGAGAGAAGCAUACACAGACACACUGUUCUGUGUAGGUGUGUGUACACAUCUGUUGCAACACAAAUCUACUCACACACCCACCCAUAGGCUCACUGACUCAAUCCAGAAUAAAAAGGAAAAACAAAACAAAACAGCAGUACCAACAACAACAAAAAAAAAAAACAUAUAUGUGUGUAUAUGUCUCUCAUGGCUUGUAUGGACUCUCUCUCCUGGGACUUUUAUAAAAGAAGAGCCUUAUAUGAUGUAGACACACUGGGCCAGUGAAUACCUUACUCCAUAUCAUCCAAAAUAAAUAAUGAAAUAAUGAUCAUAAGAAGAAAAUUAUGAAGAAAUGCACAGAACAUAUACCAUAAUUAGGCUACACAUGCUUACAAAUCUCAUGGAAACAUCUGUUGGAAACAUUACUGUCUACUUAAUCCACUAGAAUUAGCAGUAAGACUGUUGAAAAUGAAUAGAUUUAUUUGCGUCUUGGGAUGAUCUGAUCUUCUGACGUGUACCAUUCCUUCUUCUCCUGCAAUUCCUCCUCAUGUAGGAGGUACAAGAUGGAGAACUUACAAAAAUGUAUUUAUUCUGUUACUUGGUGAUAGCUUUGUGGCAUAUUUGUCACUCUGUGAAAAAUGUUUUAUUUGAUAUGUUUUUUCCUUUCAGUACAAACCUAAUAAUUAAAUGUAUAAUAUGUUCAUAUUUAAGUAGAUCUAUUGAGGCUGAGAAAAGUGAACACCACAUAUUUUGCUAUGCCCAUGAUUUUUAGAAACUCACCCAGCCAAUAGAGUCCCUUCAGAAACUCACCCAGCCAAUAGAGUCCCUUUAGAAACUCACCCAGCCAAUAGAGUCCCUUUUCAGAUGCAGGUAAACAUACCGCCUUCCCCAGCAACCGUGCACUGCCACUGUUGUAAAUAGCAGCAACAGACAGCUCUGUGUAUGGUCAGUCCAGACUGAUUGUUUGUGUAUCUGUGCAUGCAGCUGAAUCUUUUUGUGAUUUAUAUACCACACAGUGUUCUUUACUCUGUGAGAUUUCAAUUCUGUCAAUCUUCUGCAGUCACCAAGUGUGAAUCAGAAAACAAAAUGUCCAGUUUGUUGGAAUAUCCUACAUCAGGCCAGGAAUUAUUUAACUGACUGAAUCUUUGUGUCAGGUGACCGUGAUUGCGUUUGUGUCUACGUGCUUUAACCUGUGUGCAUAUGUGGGUUUCAUUAUAUGCUGUCUAAUUGAAAGAUUCCAUAUCUGUGGAUACACCUGGAUCAGCACCAGGUGUGCCAUAGCAGUGCUGUCAGACAUGUGGUAUGAUAAAGGAGGAUCAUUGUAUAAAGGUGAUGUAAAUGAUAGUUAUCAGUUAAUGUAAAUUUAUGUACAGGAACGCAAGCUCCUGGCUAGCAGAGUCUUCAGCUAAAGAGAGUAGCAGACAAAGAUACACAUUCUAAUAACUCCCAGUAAUACAACAAAUACAAAAAAACAUUUCAAUCUAAAAAAAAAAUGAAAGUGAACACAAACACAGACACACAUUUUAGCCAACAGACACCCUUUCAGAACUGCUGUUACUAGGUUUGUGUAAAGUAAUUGCAGGUUUGAAACCUCCAUCAGCAAUGACUUUGAUGAGAAACUGUAUGCAAAUGUUGAGUUUUGAAGAGAAAAAAGUGCAUUUUCAGAAUUUAAAAGUGUGAAAUUUUAGAGCUUUAAAAAAACUAAAACAUGAAGAAUCUAUUUAAAUUUUUGUGGCAUUUUUUUGUUUGUUUUGCAACUGCAGUGUAUGAAUUGUACACAACAGCAACAAGUUGUUAAGUGCCAAAUUCACAGAUUAUUAACUGUAAAAUGCAAGACAGUAUUGUAUCAGUUUAUAUUGUAUAAAUGUUAACUACUGAACAAAAUGUCUUUGUCAUAGUUUCUACAAAGGCUACAGUAUUGUUUUGGUUAUAAAUUAAAAGUCUUACAAAUA
Messenger RNA from Electrophorus electricus (electric eel), 3243 nucleotides. It is a transcript of the gene ncaldb, whose product is annotated as neurocalcin delta b. Gene Ontology annotation, biological process: calcium-mediated signaling. NCBI's taxonomy places the organism in Eukaryota, Metazoa, Chordata, Actinopteri, Gymnotiformes, Gymnotidae. Gene Ontology annotation, molecular function: calcium ion binding; tubulin binding; actin binding. The record is from RefSeq and is a predicted model, not a curated record.